CUUCCCCACGUGUUUCUGCUGAGUAUCCCUGGAUUUCCCAAAGUGGCUUUUUCAACUUGCUCAAGCUUCAGACAACCAGCUUGCCCGUGCAGAUCUGUUAGAAUGCACGGGGAAGAUAUUAUUAAUCCGAUAUAUGGGGAUGUCAAGUCUUGCUUGCUACUGUACCUACAACGUUUCUUUCAUCGUCGACAUCACCUUUUCAUCUGGGCAAAUGAUAAAAGACCGUUCCUUGCUAACCAGCCCAUCUGGUUGCCAGCUAUUGAUGAUGAGAUAUGAUAGAAAAAACGGAACAGGUUGCUCUUCACGAGUAUACGCAGCGUAUUAUUUCCCGAGAAACUCCGCCUGAUCCAAGACGCUUGGGUUCUCCAAUAACGACGGCGUCUGUCUGAGGGGUAAGCAAAUCCGGCUCAGUCGUCGCAUUAAUGUCCAGUGGUUGGCCAGACAAGAGGCACCAAGACAGUGCAAUCGAGCUUUGCAUCCCUGCCAAGUUCAACAGCCCACAAUUGUGGACCUCGAAGCGGUGGGAGGGGGAGCGUUGGCAGAUCGCUGAGGGAGAAAAAAAAUACCGCUAUUUUGGCAUCAGGGAAAAUGCUCUCUUCAGUGUUGGGCUAGAGAACAAUAUGUGCCCCUUUUCCCAACGUCGAGGGAGCGGGAAACAAAAUACGAAUUGGGGGAGCAUAUGGAAUGAGAUGGAAAUAAAAUGUCUAUACAGCCCACGUUCCAUGUUCCUGGGAAGAUCGUGGUCUUGAAGACCUCCGCCCUUUUUUCCCCUAGCAACAGAAAGCCAUGCUCGCUCGUGCUUACGCUCUGCCUGGGUUCAAUGGUAGUUAGGUGGGGGUUUAUCUACGAUGGGGGAGGGGUGAACAGCCUCCCUCAUCCCCGUCUUGGGCCUCAGCUCCUAAAAUAAAAAUCUCUCGCUUCUUGCGCCCUCUCUUGCAUCAUCACCAAUUCCCUAGUGGCAGCCGGUGGGUGCCACACUGCCAGACAGGGGGGGGGGGAGGGGAAUACCACCGCCCUGGUCGCGGGUUCGGGGAAGGCAGGCAGCCGUUCCGCUGUUCACCCCCGUUCCGUUCGCCGCCUGCAGGCUCGUUUCAACUUCCAAGCAAAUAAAUCCAACAACCCCCGAAAGGCGAAGGAAGCGCCUUUUCCGAAUCCCCACUCUUUCGUCUUGUGAUGGAUGUCUCCUAUUCUAGCUCCACAUAGGGUUAACUGGGCAGACGCCAAUUGGGGCUAAACAGCAGAGAGUCAACAGACUGUGGUCUUCUUGUGAUUAUUGAUAGGGGCGCAUUCUUGUCGACCUUGCCCCUGACAGGGGAUGGGAUGGCAUGUGGCUCUCCGUUCACCACGUUCCAAUCGACCACUUCUACAACUUCAGCUCUCUUUCGUCGUAGAUAUCAAAAAUAGUGGAGAGAUCGGAGGGUGGAAAAAAUACAAAACGAAAAAAAUAAAAAAUAAAAAAUAAAAAGGCAACGCUACAGCGUAAAUCAAUAGAGAUCACCAGCAGAUCGUUCCCCGGCUCCUUCUCUGCUCUUUCUCUCGAUCAUCAAGAACUUCCUGCCAUAGUUACCUUUGCCCGUCGUCCCCCCACUUGGCUUUUAGAGGGGUCGUGGUGGCUUGCUUGAGUAUUCCUGUCUUGCUUUCAGCUUCUUCGGUAAGUCUUGAGGAAGGAAGAACAACAUCAAAACAGGAGUGAGAAUCAGGUGAAAUGUAUGAUUUGUAAAGUUUGACUGGUUAUUAUUACUGCUCCAGGAUGUCGCCCCAUAACAUAACCCUUUUGCUGACUCCUUCCUUAGCCCCUCCAAUUGACACCAAGGGGGGAUACAUUUUGCUUUGUCCAUCCCAAUCGAUUUCUCGAUUUCUCGAUUUCUCGCUUCUCGCUUCUUAAUGCGUUCGUUCGUAUCAAAGUAUCAAGCGAUUUUCAACCCUAGAACUCGGCAUGCUAUGCUCCCGAGCAGCUGGGCAGGGUAUUCUUGUUUCCUGGCCAUGGACCACCAAUCAGCUGCUGCUACCAGACCUCCUCCCUUUCCCAAAGCCAUGGUAUGGUAGCUUUCUAGGUUAACCUUAAUACAAUGAAUGCUUCCUGGUUCCUUUGAAUAGUUAUUUAUGUAUUUCGUAUUACAGCGUAUAUCUCUCGUUAACUUAUUAUUACUCA
This is a messenger RNA of Blastomyces dermatitidis ER-3, 2152 nucleotides long. RefSeq lists its product as uncharacterized. The transcript has a single exon. Lineage: Eukaryota; Fungi; Ascomycota; Eurotiomycetes; Onygenales; Ajellomycetaceae. The record is from RefSeq and is a predicted model, not a curated record. The coding region runs from base 423 to 749 and encodes 108 amino acids.